Molecule: messenger RNA, 1032 nt
Organism: Zygotorulaspora mrakii
Lineage: Eukaryota; Fungi; Ascomycota; Saccharomycetes; Saccharomycetales; Saccharomycetaceae
Product: regucalcin
Exons: 1
Coding region: 1-1032 (343 amino acids)
Biological process (GO): L-ascorbic acid biosynthetic process
Molecular function (GO): calcium ion binding; gluconolactonase activity
Source: RefSeq, a predicted model, not a curated record
AUGAGCGGAAACAGACUAGAUUUCAGCCAUUUGGAACCCUUUUACCAUGUGCCAGACGCACGAUUGUCUGAAGGUAUUACAUAUGUGAAGGAGACAGACACACUACUCUGGGUUGAUAUAUACAGAGGGCUGAUCCACAAACUGGAGGACCGCAACAAUAUAGAUGUCUCUUAUGAUUGUAUUACGAUAGCCCCCGAGACUUAUAGCCAAACGUCAAAUUUAAGACACCCGGAGCCCAGCUGUAAAGAGUCUGUCGGUGUCGUUUUCCCUGUAAUUAAUGGCGACGCUAAGCAGAUAACCGAUGUGCUGUUUGCCUCGAAAUUUGGCAUCGGAAAGACAAGUUUCAGAGACAAAACCUGGGAAUAUAUUCUCCUGUAUACGUCCUGUCCAGAAAUCAGCGAGGAGAGGGCACUCAGGUUGAGGUCAAACGACGGCAACGUUUCUCCCUGUGGUGAGUACCUCUUAGUCGGCUUGAUGAACGACUUCCCCUAUGAUGUUACGGAUGAGGGCUGCAUAGUGCGUGUCUCAUUGAACCAUCCCAGGAAGGUUGAAAUGUUCUGGGAGCGCAUCAAGAUACCAAAUGCCAUUCACUGGAGUCGCAACGGUGACUGCACUUACGUCACAGACUCGCUGGACUUCGCUAUUUGGAAGCUGGAUGCCAAGACAGGCGAAAGGACAAGACUGAUCGACGUCAAAAAAUACAACCCGGAUUUCGACUCCCCCGAGCCGGAUGGCAGUGCGAUAAACCAUGUCUCCAGCACCCUUUUCGUCGCUGUGUGGUCCACAGCCAAAAUUCAAGAAUACUCGAUUGAGUCCGGUCGUUUGAUUAGAGAGUUUAUUCUGCCAUCAUCCACUCCAAAGGUUUCCUGCUGUGUCAUAGUCGGCCCGGAUCUCUAUGUAACAACAGGCAAUGCUAAGACACCGAACGGCCCAGAGACCACCGUAGAUUCAGUGGGUGGUUCCAUUUUCAAGAUACCCAAUGCAGUGGAGAUCUCGCAUAACGAAUCCUCCAAGAACCAGCUAGUGUGGUGA